This is a messenger RNA of Corapipo altera (White-ruffed manakin), 4019 nucleotides long. Its product is annotated as vasorin-like. The transcript is spliced from 2 exons. The coding region runs from base 1386 to 4019 and encodes 877 amino acids. Gene Ontology annotation, molecular function: protein binding. The record is from RefSeq and is a predicted model, not a curated record. NCBI's taxonomy places the organism in Eukaryota, Metazoa, Chordata, Aves, Passeriformes, Pipridae.
CCACCUGCCCUGGCAGUGGGCUGCGAUCCCAGCCCUGCUUUAGCCUCUGGGUUAAAGAAAUGUGUGUAUGUGGCAUUUAGGGACAUGUUUUAGUGGUGGACUUGUCAGUGCUGGGUUAACAGUUGGACGUGGUGAUCUUAGAGGUCUUUUCCAACCUACAUGGUUCUAUGACUGCCAGCCCCAUGCUCCUGGGAGCAAUGCAGACAGGCAACACUACUUCCCAGAUACAAUUCUGCACAGUCAUCCUGCUGUCUCUCCCAAAUGGGGGACUGCCACUGUGCUUCAGACAUCUCCCAGGUGAUGCUGGCAUGGCCACCUCCAAGCCUGGACCAAGGUACUGCAGUUGGAUGCAGUUCCCCAAACCUGGCACAGCUGCCACACUGUGGCCUGGGGUGGCUGUUUGCAAUCCUGUUGUGAGCUCUGUCCCCUCAUGCACUUAAGCUCCUGCCACUCUUGCAGAUUCUGGAACAGCCUGGCACCAAGUGGGUACCUGGAUGCAUACGGCAUUGAUGUUGGAAAGGAGUAAGGUUGUUUAAAAUGUGCAGUGGUUUGUUUUUAAAUUUACCAAGAAAGCUGCAAUGAAGCCCAGCAAGCACAAUCUGAGCCUUAAUAAGUGCAGGUGAAAACUAAAGAAGACAUGUUUAAAUGCAAUCAGUGCAAUUACCCAUUGGGAAGUGAUGGAUACCCAGUCAGUUCAAGUCUUUGCAUCAAAAAGGGUGUUUCUUCCGACAGGAUGCCCUGCACCAGCCAGCAGCCCUGGGUGUCCCUGCAGGAGGGUCUUUGGCCUGUAUUAGGGUGCAGGACAGGACACUCAGCCCCAGCCCUCUGGUUUGGAGCUGUGGGGCUGAGCACAGAGCUUGGGCGUUGGCAUAUCUGUCCAGCCACAGAUGUUAUCACUGUUAUGAGCAUAAACAAGUGGCUCCAGAACUGCACCUUUAGCUACAUAAGCUGAAUCCUGAGGAAGGAAACAGCUUACUGUUGUGUCGGUGGGGGUGGUGCCUAUGAAGCUGGUGGGUUAUGCUGCUGGAGAUAUGGGACUGCAGAGACAUUGGCUGCAAAACAGGCUGGCCUGGAAAUCUUCAGGUUUCCCUGGAUGUGACUAGUCAAGUGGCGCCAGGAGAUAACGCCUGAGGAGUACGUGACUGAGUCCUCUCCGAGGGGUUUCUGCCAUGGCCUCCCACACAGGGGCACAGCUCCGCUGCUGCCUCCCCGGCCAUCCCUUAUCUCCCCACGCAGACCUGUGCCCUGACCUCACUGAAACCAGGCCCUGGGCCUGGGCUGUGGAUAAAGAGCUGUCCAGGUGAUGGGACCCCCAUCCGGUGUCCUCACUCCACACGUGGUUUGUUCCUGCAGCCUGGACUUGUCUGUGAGUGCUCCGCCAAACAAUGUACCAGCAUUUCCUUUUCCUUUUCUUCCUCUCCUUCCAUCCCCAUAAAUGCCAAGAUCAAAUCCUGGGUGAAGAUCCAUAUGAAAUGCCCAAAGACUACCAGCAGGUCUACAGAGGGACAAAAAAUGAUGUCAAAGAGAUCCCAAAGAUUGCAAAGCCCUUCGUUUCUGAAAUGAUCUUUGUGCAAACCAGCAUCACUGCUAUAAGGAAAGGUGCCUUCAGGUACAUGCCUAACCUGAUCAAGAUUUUCUUUAUUGGCAACAAGAUCAAGACAGUUGAACCUGGAGCCUUUGAUAAUCUGGACAAGCUGAGGGACUUGGAUAUCUCUGGUGCCUCAUUAGAAGAACUAUCUGUGGGCACUUUCCAAAACCUCCCAAGCUUACAGAGGUUGGAGCUGAGAGACAGCCAACUCAGAUACAUCCCCAAAGGCCUCUUUGAUGGGCUGGAAAAUUUGGGAGAGCUCUCCCUGCACAUCAAUGCAAUCCCUUCUCUUCCAGAAGGCAUUUUUGAUUCUCUCGUCAAUUUAACCUUUUUGGACCUGUCUAGAAACAGGAUCACAACUCUUCCUGUGAAUGCUUUUAGCAAACUUAUCCGGCUGCAGGUCCUCCGGCUGUAUGAGAAUGAGUUGCAAGACCUCCCAGAGGGACUGUUGGACAGUCAGAUGGAGCUGCUGGAGCUCAGCCUCCAGAGCAACAGGCUCAGGGAGCUGCCACCCAUGUUCCUGAGAAGCCUGCCUCACCUAGAGAAACUCCUCUUGGACAACAAUCUCAUCAGGGUUCUCCCACCUCAGGGCUUUUUUGGUUUAAACAAAUUGAAGCUGCUGACUCUGGGUUCAAACCAUAUCAUGGAGCUCCCCUGCUGCCUUUUUGACACCAUGCCACACUUACGGGAGCUGGACCUGGGCAGGAACAGUUUGGCCACACUUCCAGAUGGCAUCUUUGUCAACCUCACAUCCCUUGGAAAACUCAUCUUGUCCCACAACCAGCUGUUAGCCCUGCCAAGAGGAGCCUUCACUGGGCUCAGUAAGCUCCUGGACCUCCAGCUGGACACAAAUCAGCUCUCUGCUCUGGAUGAAGAGGUCUUUGCUUCUCUCCCAAAUCUGAAAACCCUCAACCUUCGAAAGAACCAACUGGAGAGUGUUCCCCGAGGGCUCCUGGACCCCCUGAAGAAGCUCAGCUCAGUGUAUCUGAGUGGUAACCCAUGGAGAUGUGAUUGCAACCUCUGCUCCCUGCACAGCUGGAUCCUGAGUAACAGUGAGAAGAUCAAAUUGUCCACCCAAGUCUCAUGCAAGAGCCCACCCCAUCUGGCAGGGCAAGCAGUAACAUUGCUGAGGGAUGACCACUUAAUUUGUCCAGCUACUCUGCCUCUUUCAGCUUCUUUUAUCCCAUCUCUGUCAUUUAACUCCACAUCAUCACAAAGGAUGUCAACUUUGUCAUCACUUGGAGGCUUGUCCACAGCAAUGCCAACCUUGCUGUCAUUGGCAGCCUUUCCCAUCAGGACAUUGACAACCGUUCUGUCACCUGUGGUCAGCUCUGCCAUGUUGCCAGCUGUCCCAACGGAGGGCACCUUCACCACUCCAUUGCCAACCGUGCCAUUUAAGGCCUUUGUCACCACCCCACCAUCAGCUGUGCUUCAGAAGGCCUUAAGCAACAGCCCACCAACAACCAAUGUGCCCAAGUCCUUCACCACCACACCAUCAACAACCAUGGUGCCAAAGGCCUCCAUCAUCACCCCAUUACCAGCUGCGCUGCCAGAGACCUUCAUUAACACACCACCAACAACUGUGCUGCCAACAGCCUCCAUUGCCAAACCAUCAUCAUCAACCGUGAUGCUCAGGGCUUUCAUCACCAGCCCAUCACCAGCUGUGCCAACUUCAGCCAUCAUAAGCCUACAGUCUCCUGGGGCCACCCACCCAGAACCUGUGCCAUCCACUCUAGCUUCUGCCACCACGCAGGUGCCAACAAGCCCGCUGGCACCCACCACCAGACAUGUGCUUCCUGUUCUUAUGGUGCCCACCAGACCACUGGCAACCACCACCAGACAAGUGCCUCCUGCUCUUUCAGUGCCCAGGGAGAGGCCAGCCACCAUCCCACAGGGAACACCCAAAACCUCCCUUGUCUCAGCCCCCUCCAUGGCACUCUGGCCAUCCCCCAAGACUGCUGAACUGGGCACGGUCCCACUGGCCUCACACUCCCCAUCCCACCAUGCUCCUGCACCAGGCAGGGAGCAGGACCAUGCCACCACAUGGGACUUGUCCCCAGCUGGCACCCAGCCCACCCCCAGUGCUCCCCAACAUGCUUCUGCCCCGGCAGGCACCGUCCUACUCCCAACGCCUCCCAUCCCUUUGCCACCAGACCACACGAGCCCCUGCCCGGCCUCCCCGCCCCUGGCCCCCGGCGGUCAUCGUGCCUGGGGCUGGUCCCUGCGGGCCAGUCCACGGCAGUGCCGGCUGUCCCUGGCGCUGGGGCUGGCCGCGCUGGCGCUGCAGGCAGCCUGCACGCUGCUGUGGGGGAUGCUCGCCCUUCUCCUUCACCAGGACACACGACACCGCCCCGGGCCGCCUGUGAGGCUGCUGAGCCUUCAGGCUCUGGCUGAUCCGGGGACCCCCGAGCCAGCUCAGGCACCGCUUUAA